AUGGAGCCUCAGAUGGCUGUGCCACUGGCUUCAGCUGUCAUACAACUUGUCGACUUUUCGAGGAAAGUGGUCCAGAAGGACAAGGUGGGCAAAGUAUACAAAUCCACCGGCACCGCCCUAGAAGAGGCUACACUGCUCGAUGACGCCAUCGCUAAUCUCGGCGACUUGUCACAACAACUUGAGAAGGCACGACGCGCAUACUACAAGUCACAUUCUUCCCCUGAUCAGGAAAUUGCAGAUGCGCAACUGAUUACAUUGGCGAAGGAUGGUGGGGGGGUGGCGAAGAUCUUACAGGCAACACUGGAUCAAGCGAAGCGCGACAAUGACGUGGAUGAGCAGACGGUACUUUCACAAGGACUACGCAGCAUUUUGAGCUUGUACUACAGUCAGAAGACGAUAUGUGAUCUUGCGGAUAAAGUUGGCUCUAUUCGCAAGCAAGUAGAUGUCGCUCUGCUCGCCUCGCUCCGACAGCAUGCGACUCGACAGCAUUCAGUUCAUUCGGAGAAGGGACGGCUUCCGGUGGACGGCAACACAGGACCUGAUAUACUCCUACUCCAGUCUAUCGCGCAUCACGAUUGGAAGACAACGGAGACGGUUGAUGUCGCUGCAUUUUCAGACACGUUCGAAAACUCCGUCGUAAGCAAUGAUAUGGAACGCCGUUUCGCCAGCUUGAUGUUGGCGCGCUUGCAUUUCGCUGGCAUGCACGAUCGGUACAAGGCGAUUCCCAUUGCGUACCCAGGAACCUCGCAAUGGAUAUUUGAUGCAAUUCCCGAACAGCCCGCCACUAAUGACUUUGAUUCCUUCUCUCGGUGGCUCACAGCAAUAGGGUGUAGCAAUACAUAUUGGAUCAGUGGCAAGCCGGGUACUGGGAAGAGUACGCUGAUGAAGUUUGUGUCUAGUCACCCUCGCACCGCUGCUCACCUGCGCGCCUGGGCCAACGGAAGGACACUUGUCAAAGGAAGCUUCUGCUUGUCUAGUCUGGGCAACGACAUGCAAAAAUCGCGUAUGGGGCUUCUACAAAGUCUGCUUCACGCUGCGGUUAAAGGCGACACGGAGACGUUGAUCCAGGUCUUUCAUCAUCGCUGGCAACGGUUCCUUGAUUCCGGUGGAGGACGACAACCUUUCACAUGGCUUGAACUGCGUCAGGUCUUCAUGACAAUGAUCUCCGCGCCUAUCACGCCAAGAUCAUUUUUCUUCGCGAUCGAUGGCCUAGACGAACUCGACAGUGGCCUGAAAGACAUUCUUCAAUUGAUCAAAGACAUAGCCAGAUAUCCACAUGUCAAGGUUUGCGUUGCCGGCCGAUCGUCACCAGAGAUUCAUGGCGCAUUGGCAGGCAAGCCUUGUCUACGCCUUGAACGUCUAAAUCGCCAGGAUAUCUGCAACUACGUCGCCGCCUCACUGUCAAGGUCGCAAGUAUACGUCAAGGUCAGCAAAAUGGAUCCCAGUCGCGCUACUGAACUGGUCAAACGUUUAGCUAAGAAAGCAGCCGGUGUGUUUCUCUGGGCACAUAUCGUGGUGCAACUAUUACUUGAUGAUCUGCCACCUACAGCCCGCAUGGCCAGUCUUGUUGCUCGGCUCGAAACGUUACCAUCAAGCCUAGAGCAACUCUUCACAAAACUUCUCGGACGUCUGGAAACAGAACACCUGAAGCACGCGUCGGAACUUCUCCGUCUGAUGAUGAACAAAUCACGGCCUCUUCUGCUCGAGCUAUGGUUUGCGGACUGCAACAACGAUGACGCGGCAUUGAGGAACGAAGCCCGACCGCUGUCAGACAAUGAGAUAUUCGAGCGUCUCGAGAUGAUGAAUCGCCGACUGGUUUCCCGAUGCGGAGGCUUUCUAGAGACAGAAAGCCAAAGCGGAAGUCCAAGUUCUGGACUAUCGAAGACGUCUCGUGUUACCUGGACACACCGCAUUGCGAAAGACUUUGUCCGGUCUCAACGAAUAUGGAACAUCAUACUCGACAACACCGGGCAUAAUGCUUUCGAUCCUGAAUGGCACUGGGCCAACGGUCAACUAGGCCUAUUCAAGACUGUUGCCGGGACCACCAGUACCAAGAGCUCUCACUUCCUCUCGUGCGUCGAUUAUGCACUUCGACUAGAACAGCGGCUCAACAUCUGCCCAGUCAAGUUCCUAGAUGAAGUCGGCCGUACCGCAACGACGUAUGCGACUGUAUACGACGAUAUCGUGCCUCGGAAACUCAAAGGCACUAUCAACAGCUUUCUCGAGUUCGCUGUCCUGUUCAAUCUCGUAGGCUACGUUCGUGGCAGAGGCCCAACGCUAUCGAGAGACGAGUUAUUACAUGCUUCUCGCUUGCUAGGUGCACUGGACGCAAAGAAGUGGGAAGUGUUUGUAAAGCGUUUUGAACACCCUGGAAUCUGGAGUAAGGAGUUUGAAGAAAGAAAAAAGGACAUGCAUCAGGUGAUGGACAGCUUGCUUGAUCGAGGAGGCGGUCAGUCAAGAUGGCAAAGAGCGAGGAAGAGACUUUCUGGGCAGAAGAAGACAUGA
Molecule: messenger RNA, 2505 nt
Organism: Alternaria viburni
Lineage: Eukaryota; Fungi; Ascomycota; Dothideomycetes; Pleosporales; Pleosporaceae
Exons: 3
Coding region: 1-2505 (834 amino acids)
Source: RefSeq, a predicted model, not a curated record